GUGGGAGGCUGCUGUGCGCCACGUGUUCCAGCGAGUGGACCCCUCAGAGGCAUCCCUCACCGUGCGCCUGCACGACUCGCGGGGCGGCUUCCGCCGCAAGAUGCGCCUCCUGGGGCAGGCCACCAUCCACUGCAGCCACAUCAAGGCGAGGCGGGCGGCGGGCGGGCUGGGUGGUGCGGCGGGUGGGCUGGGGCGGGUUGCAGCAGGGGCAGCCACUCACGGCGGGGGCCCGCUGCAGGGCGACAACCCCGUGUAUGUGUGGGUGCCGCUGCGCGGCAGCGUGGGCAGCGUGGCGGGGUCGGGGUGCGAAGGCGACCGCCAGAGCAUCAAGAGCUUCAAGGACAUCCGGCUGGAGGUGGGGGCCAUGGACCUGAUGACCGACGAAGCCUUCCUGGAGGCGCUGCUCUCUUUCAUCACAUCCAUACCCGCCGCUGACGUGCACCAGGACCGCCCCUGGCGCCAGCAGCAGCGCCGCCUGCUGGCCGCGCAGUUUGGGCCGCGAGAGGUGGAGAGCCUGGCGGUCAACGCGGUGGUGCCGCGCCUGAUCAAGCGCCCCAACAGCGCGCUGGAGGCGGGGGCGCGCGCCCCCAUGGAGCUGCUGUAUGGAGUCACCGCCGCCGCCUCGGGGCUGCUGCUGGAUCCAAUGGCGGGCUGGCAGGAGAACAAGCGGACGGGGCUGGCGCUGGGCCUGGCCAAGGGCGUGGUGGGGCUGCACGUGCGGCCGGUGGUGGGCGUCAUUGAGUGCUCAUCCAAGGUGCUCCACUCGCUGGCGCUGGCCACGCUGGGCAGGGAGGGCAUCCUGGGGAAGAUGCAGCGCCGCGUCAAGGCGCCCGGCGCCUUCUCGGACGAGGCGGCGGAGCAGCUGGAGGAGGGGCAGCGGCGGGAGGCGGCGGCGCAGCAGCGCGCGCUCAUGGCCGCCUGGCAGCGCGUGCUGCCAGAGUUCUUCCCCCAGAUGGCCGAAGAUACGGUGGAGGACGUCAUCAACAUCCGCUCCACCCGCGUGGUGCUCAUCACCGACAAGCAUCUGGCCUACCUGCGGGCGCGCCACAUGCGCCACCACUCCAUGUACCGAGCCAAGUGGCUGGUGCCGGUGUCGGAGAUACAGAACCUGAGGGGCGACAGCGAGAGCUUCAAGAUCUCCAUCACACACGUCCACCGCUACAGCCUGUGGGUCAUGGGUGUGUGGCCGGUGCAGAAGAAGAAGGGCAUGCGGUGCGCGACCCGCGCCAUCUACGAGCGCAUGGUCAUCAAGCUGUCCCGCCUACUGCAAAAGGGGCGGGGCGAGGGCGGCGAGGAGGAUGCUGCGGACGCGGGGCUGGCCAGGUUUGCGGGCGCUGACCUGGCGGACCUCACAAUACUGUCCUCGCCCUACGCCGAGCCCGCCGCCGGCAGCAGGCCGGGCGUGCCGCUGGCGCUGAUGCCGCCGCCGCCGUCGCUGCCGCCGUCGCCGUCGCACGCGGCGCCGCAGUGAGAGGCAGCGGCAGCCAGCGGGCGCCACUGUGGGCAGGCAGCAGCACAGGUCGGGGGGCCAGAUGCUGCUGCACAGCCGCAGGCAGGCGUCUGCUGCCGCCGCUGCCCAACACACCCAACCGGUUACUUCUACGGACAAACAACACCCAAGAAGACUUAGAUUGCUAGCACUGCAUUGCACUGUUUUUUUACCCAUUCGCUUGUCGCAUGUCAGGUUAGCGCAUGCAUCUGCUUCCCGCUUCUGCUUCUUUUUUGCCCCAUGCUUUUCCAAUCCAUCACAGGCUAUGUAGCCUAUACACUUAGUUGGUGCACAGGGUAACACAACACACCCAUC
This is a messenger RNA of Chlorella variabilis, 1804 nucleotides long. Its product is annotated as expressed protein. NCBI's taxonomy places the organism in Eukaryota, Viridiplantae, Chlorophyta, Trebouxiophyceae, Chlorellales, Chlorellaceae. The transcript is spliced from 8 exons. The record is from RefSeq and is a predicted model, not a curated record. The coding region runs from base 101 to 1471 and encodes 456 amino acids.